AUGGUCGUCGACACCGCAUACUACGACACGCUCGGCGUGCAGCCGACGGCGACGGAGCUCGAGAUCAAAAAGGCGUACCGCAAGCUCGCCAUAGUCCACCACCCGGACAAGAACCCCAACGACCCCAAGGCGCACGAGAAGUUCCAGGAGAUUGGCGAGGCGUACCAGGUGCUGUCUGACCAGGACCUGCGCAAGGCCUACGAUAAGUAUGGCAAGGACCACGCCAAGCCGACCGAGGGCUUCGCCGACCCGGCCGAGUUCUUCACCAGCAUCUUUGGCGGUGAUGCCUUUGUCGACUGGAUCGGUGAGAUCAGCCUCAUGAAGGACCUGACCGCCACAAUGGACAUCACGCUCAGCGCCGAGGAGCAGGAGGCCGAGGAGGCUGCCGCUGCCGCUGCUGCCGCAGGCGGUGCUGCUGGUGCUGCGGGCACCGCUGCCGGUACCAAGGAUGCAGAGUUCCCCGGCACUGAGGAGGCGACGAAGGAGAGCAUGAAGACGGGCGCGGCGACUGGCGCUGCCCCCGCCGCAGACCACAGCACCGGCGCGCCGGCACCGCCACCGCCGACGGUAGUAGUCGAAGAGGAAAAGACGGGCGCCACAGCACCUGCCGCGGCCGGGGCUGCGCAGCCCAGCCCAUCGCCGACACCAUCUCGCACAUCAACACCUGGACCGUCGGGCCGGUCAACGCCCGGAAAGCACGCAAUCCCGCUCCGGCCGGCGCUGAUGGACCGGCCGUCAGACUCGUCGGACGGGGCGCUGGGCGCGACGGAGGAGGAGAAGAACCUGCGGGCCAAGGGCAAGAAGGCGAGCCUGAGCAAGGAGCAGCGAGAGCAGCUGGCGGCGUACGAGCGGGAGCGGGCGCGGAUCCGACAGGAGAGGGUGGACACGCUGGCGCAGAAGCUCAUCGACCGCAUCAGCAUCUGGACCGAGACGGACAAGGGCCCAGACGUGACGGCGGCGUUCAAGGAGAAGACGCGGCUCGAGGUGGAGAACCUCAAGAUGGAGUCGUUUGGCCUCGACAUCCUGCACGCCAUCGGACAGACUUACGUGGCCAAGGCUACGAGCCUGCUGCGGAGCCAGAAGCUGUUUGGCAUCAGCGGCUUCUUCAGCCGGAUCAAGGACAAGGGCACCAUCGUCAAGGAGACGUGGAACACCAUCAGCUCGGCCAUCGAUGCGCAGCAGAGCAUGGAGGAGAUGGCGCGCGCCGAGGAGAAGGGCGGCGAGGAGUGGACCGACGAGAAGAAGAUGGAGUACGAGAGGCGAGUCACGGGCAAGAUCCUGACGGCCGCCUGGAGGGGGAGCAAGUUUGAGAUCCAGAGCGUGCUGCGCGAGGUGUGCGACGCCGUGCUCAACGACAAGAAGGUGCCGUUGGCCAAGAGGCUGGAGAGGGCUCAGGCGUUGGUGAUUGUCGGCGACAUCUGCGCAAAGGCUACACGAACCCCUGAGGAAGAGGGCGACUACAUGGCCUUUGAGCAGCUCGUCGCCGAGGCGGCCAUGAAGAAGGACAAGAAGGAAAAGGAAAAGGACAAGAAGGACGACAAGACCCAGGGCAAGAAGGACGACAAGUCGGCGGCCGCAGAGACCGCGGCAAACGCCCCCAAUGUCCCCGAGGCCGGCAAGUCGUAG
This is a messenger RNA of Pyricularia pennisetigena, 1626 nucleotides long. RefSeq lists its product as uncharacterized. NCBI's taxonomy places the organism in Eukaryota, Fungi, Ascomycota, Sordariomycetes, Magnaporthales, Pyriculariaceae. Gene Ontology annotation, biological process: protein import into peroxisome matrix. The transcript is spliced from 2 exons. The record is from RefSeq and is a predicted model, not a curated record. Gene Ontology annotation, cellular component: cytosol. The coding region runs from base 1 to 1626 and encodes 541 amino acids.